Messenger RNA from Nematolebias whitei (Rio pearlfish), 1034 nucleotides. Its product is annotated as serine protease 27-like. The transcript has 5 exons. Gene Ontology annotation, biological process: proteolysis. The record is from RefSeq and is a predicted model, not a curated record. Bases 1 to 1020 code for a protein of 339 amino acids. Gene Ontology annotation, molecular function: serine-type endopeptidase activity. Lineage: Eukaryota; Metazoa; Chordata; Actinopteri; Cyprinodontiformes; Rivulidae.
AUGGAUCAAGCUUGUGCCAGACCAGUGAUCGACAGCAGAAUCACCGGAGGUCAAAGUGCAGCUGCAGGACGUUGGCCGUGGCACGUUGUUUUUAAAAGAUUUGGAUAUUUGUUCUGUCAAGGAUCCCUGAUCACUGAUCAGUGGGUGCUGACUGCUGCCCAGUGCUCAAUAAAUUCCUAUCUCAGUGGUGCAGAGGUGCAACUGGGUGCCAUCAACCAGACUGGUUUCGACCCCAACUUAGUGACUCGGAGAGUAGAAUAUUUCAUCUGCCAUCAAGACCUUACCAACCGCUAUGAGAACGACAUCUGCCUCGUGAAGCUGUCGGCUCCCGUCAACUUUACAGACUACAUCCAGCCAGUCUGCCUAGCUGCAGAAAACAGCACUUUCUAUGAAGGGACUACCAGCUGGGUCACUGGUUUUGGUUACAACAUAUACUGGUCUCAAGCUGACACGCUCCAGGAGGUUGAUGUGCCAAUAGUUGGAAACAACAAGUGCACCUGCUACUUUAAGAGCAGUUACGAUUACUACAGUGCGAACACACCAACAGAAAACCAACUCUGUGCUGGCCAGGAGGAUGGAUUGAAAGAUGCAUUUUAUGGAGACUUGGGGGCUGCACUUGUAACAAAAAAGGACUUCAUCUGGGUCCAGAGUGGUAUUGUAAGUCAAAAUUUCUACUGGCUGCACAGACCGACUAUCUACACCCGUGUGUCCCAGUAUCAGAAAUGGAUCAGCGACAAAGUUACCGGCAUGCAACCAGGCUUCAUUACCUUUAUCUCUCCAGGCAAUGACGUCGAUUUAAAUUACACCUGUCCAACAUCAGCACCUAGCACUACCUUUCACUUUUUCACUGACUAUUUCAGGUUUAAUUCCACUACCCCUACCUCUCCCAAUACUCCUGCAACUACCAUUGACAAGAGCAUUUGGAGCAGUGGUGUAAGCCAGAUCCCCAUCACUCACUUCAUUCCUCUCUCUGUUUUUGUUCUGUUUCUUCAUGUCUUUGUCGGCAAUAGUGGAAUCUAACUCAGCUCAUUUUC